AUGGAUCCGCCGCAUAUCACCGAGUUCGCUUCCGAGCGCUACUUCAGUAAACUCAAUCAGCUCAAUGAGUCCCCCGCGACCCGCGAAGCCCAGCAGCUUCAACAAUUACGCCAUCCUCAGACGCCAUCCUCUCAACCGUAUCCCUCCCCGCCGAUAUCAUCUCAGUCUACCUCUUCCUUUAUUUUGCCAUUACGAACGUCCAAGUCAAAUGAAGGCAAUACCGAAAAUUCCCGACCCUCAGAUCAGAAGCGUACCGAGAAGAGCCGACUCUUCAGCCUGCGAUCCAAGGUCUCGAUCCUCCAAAGCAAGUCAACAGUGCAGGUAGACCAUCGCGAGCAGUAUACAGUGUUUGCGAAGCCAAAGACGCAAUCUCUCGGUCAAUUGUUCUUGGCUCUGCCUACCGAGCUUCAGAUUCAAGUCAUUUCAUCGCUGCCAUUGACGGACGUCCUGAAUCUUCGCAGAGUUUCGAGAUCCUGGCACGCCAUUGUGACUUUGAAUGAGGCGCCCAUCGUUCGCCACCAUCUAGAACGUCACAUCCCGGCAUACGCCUUGCGUCUUUACCCAUCUAACGACCCCACCGCCGCCAAUUUCCAUCACCUGUGCGGCUUGUGGCAUCGUUUGCAUGUCGCCGCCAAAUUGUCAUACCUCAUGUGUGAAUGGAUCACGAAGGAGAUCUUCCUGCGAACGACGGAAUCGCAGCGUCUCGAGUUCGCCCCUCAACACGAACGGAUGCGUCGUCGUCUGAUACCACUCCUUUUCACCUUGUUUCAUUUUUUCGAAACCUAUCGAAAGCUGCACUUACAACACAUACUCGACCACAACGGUCAUGGCUUACUGCACGAGCCAUAUACCCUGAAUCCGAUUGAGGCUCGAAUCAUGAGCAUGUACGACGACCAGACACUUUUGCGAGUUCAUCAAGUCUUCCCUCUGGUCAUCUCCUCAUUCUGCCGACGGUUACGUCCGCCAUCUUAUGCUGGCCGCGUCGAACGAUCAUUGCGAGGCUACUUGAAGGAAAGACCUCCAGAUGAGGUUCACGUUGCCAUUCUAUGUGUUGGAGGCUUGCGACAAGUGGAGAGGCUUUGGGAGAUCAAGGGGUACAACAGCAGGCGGGGAGCUGUUGAUGUUUGGUACAAUUGUGUCUCGAAGGACCCGAUCGACCCAACCCCGAAACAGCGACGAGGUAUUAUGGGCAUGGGCCGAAAAAAGUCCUCGAUUUCGGUCAAGGAUUCGACCAAGUCGACGCAACAUGACGGAAUAUCAACGCGUCGUGCCUCUCGGGCUUCUCUAGAUGAUCCAGUCGAUUCCGACACGAACUUGGUAUUCAACACAAGCCUAGCAGCCGGCAUGCCCAUGGGACCGCUGGAGCGUGAGCAUGCCCGACACGUACUAUCUGACCUCCCUAGCUUACAAGAAAUCUGGCUCAAAACUGCGGAAGCUUUGAUAUUGGAGCGGGGCAUCGUUGAGCGUACCCAGGAUAUCAAACGCAAUGCACAAGUAAUGUUGGAAUUAAUUCGCGAUGAUGGCAUGGAUGAGGAGGAUGAGUGGUGGUACGGACGAAGUACACCAGAAUCCAUUCGUCCUCCGCUCGAAGCGAUAGACGAAGAUGCUAUGGACGGCGCAUGA
Molecule: messenger RNA, 1623 nt
Organism: Colletotrichum acutatum
Lineage: Eukaryota; Fungi; Ascomycota; Sordariomycetes; Glomerellales; Glomerellaceae
Product: F-box domain-containing protein
Exons: 2
Coding region: 1-1623 (540 amino acids)
Molecular function (GO): protein binding
Source: RefSeq, a predicted model, not a curated record